This is a messenger RNA of Dissoconium aciculare CBS 342.82, 1143 nucleotides long. RefSeq lists its product as uncharacterized. Lineage: Eukaryota; Fungi; Ascomycota; Dothideomycetes; Mycosphaerellales; Dissoconiaceae. The coding region runs from base 1 to 1143 and encodes 380 amino acids. The record is from RefSeq and is a predicted model, not a curated record. The transcript is spliced from 5 exons.
AUGUCAGAUAUUAGCCCAGGGAUCCGUUUCCAAGACCCUCUUCUGGGCAACAGCUCACCAUGGAUUUACGUCUGCUCCAUGUGGGCGCUGGUCGCCUGCACCAUCUUUGUGAGCAUUCGCUUAUGGGUUCGACGAUUACGAUAUGGCUUGGACGAUGCGAUCUGUCUGCUGUCUUUUCUUUCCGCCGCGGCGAGUUGUUCCACCAUCUUGAGCGCGCUGAGCGGUGGACUCGGCGCACCUACACCGGCGACUGAUUAUGAGAAGUGCUCUUCUGUAGCUGCGCUGAUCGUCUCGAGUAUCUGCCUCUUACUACUCGCUGAUGGCCUAUCCAAAUGCUCGACCAUCCUCCUCGUAGUCAGAAUCAUCUCCAGCAGAGCGUCACCUCUCCGAUUUCACCGUAUGGUCUGCUGGAUUGCGAUUGGCAUUACAACAAUAUGGGUCGCUGUUUCGCUCGGGAUUUAUGCUGGCGGCUGUACUCGUCAAUGCGUUUUGGAUCCCGAUGAUUCUCCCCGUACGGAUUGUCAGGCCAAGGGUGAUCGGUUCAUAGCAGUCGCAGCGAUCGGAAGUCUCAUCGAAGCGGUCAUUUUCAUCUUGGCCACUUUUUUCUUCGGGACUUUACAAAUGUCAUGGAAGACCAAAUCGACGACGCUGAUUCUCUUCGCCGUCAGACUGCCACUCGUCGCUCUCUCGGUAAUCUUCACCACCCAAUACUCCAGCUACAUCCACGCCGUCGACCACGGCCUCCCCAACGUAACCUCCGGAAUCUACUGGCAACUCGCCCUUCUCUCCUGGAUCGUCAUCUCCCCGUGUCUGCAAACCCUUAAAUCCACCAUCGAAGCCCUCUACACCUCGGGAGCAGUGAUCGAUUCCACCCGCUCAGACGCCUCGGAUAGUGCAUUCCGGCUCCGCCAACUCUCUGCCUCUUCCUCGGGGUUCAGUACUACCCGGAGGAACCAGAGCAUCGAUGCGCGACUUUUGAAUAGCGGCCCACCUUCGUCGUGGAAUCGGAGUUACAGCCAGGGCUAUGUUGACGAUAUGAGCAUUCUUGAGGAUUCUCAUCGGUACGAGGCGCCGAACGGAUUACUUGGUCCUUCCCGAUCGCAUUUUACUGGACAUCAUGGCGGGAGGGAAAGUGCAGGCUGA